This is a messenger RNA of Vigna angularis (adzuki bean), 743 nucleotides long. RefSeq lists its product as uncharacterized. NCBI's taxonomy places the organism in Eukaryota, Viridiplantae, Streptophyta, Magnoliopsida, Fabales, Fabaceae. The record is from RefSeq and is a predicted model, not a curated record. The transcript is spliced from 4 exons. The coding region runs from base 33 to 629 and encodes 198 amino acids. Gene Ontology annotation, biological process: transcription by RNA polymerase III. Gene Ontology annotation, cellular component: transcription factor TFIIIC complex.
AAAAAAAAUUUACAAUUAUUCUUCACAGUGGAAUGGAAGACAGAGAGAAGAAUGCUUACAUUGCCCAGCUAAUGGAUUGCAAUGAGAAGGAAAAGAACAGGAAGAAGAAGGCGAAGCAAGCCACAGAGAGAGUUGCUGUGAAAAAAUCAGCAGCAAAUUCUGCAACUGAAAACAAUGGUGCUGAUGUUACUGCUGUCAAUGGUGUUAGGAUUGCUCUGUUCGAUUUUUCGGUUGAAAAUUUCUUCAGAGACAUGGAUACCAUUAUCAGACUCUGUGGGCAAGAAGAUGACAUUGCUGCUACUGACCAGAUGGAGAUUCAAAGAAUGUCUUCCUCAGUCACUUUCUUAAGAGAAUGGAGAGAUUUUAAAUAUCCAUCAAAAAGCAUUAAAUUUGUGUAUGGACUCGAGAGUUCUGAUUGUUUUAAGGGAAAAGAUGUCAGUGCCAUAAAUUUGCCCCCGUUUUCUUCUGCCUCGGUUCCUGAGCAAGAUAUGCAAACGGAGCAACCUGGGGAGGUCAUAUCUCAAGAAUGCAGAGAUUUUGUGAUGAAUGUUGGAGGCUCUGUAUGGGCAUUAGAUUGGUGUCCUCAAAUGCAUGAAAAAGCUGAUUCUUCCACAAAAUGUGAGGUGUAAUGUAUAGGUGUAAUGUGUGUGUAUGUAUAGGUGUAAUGUACGGCAGUUUAAUGUAUUCGUUUUGUUAUGUUGAUUGCAUAUGUAAUAGUUGGAGAUUUUUAAUGUUUAAUGAAA